Molecule: messenger RNA, 264 nt
Organism: Racocetra persica
Lineage: Eukaryota; Fungi; Glomeromycota; Glomeromycetes; Diversisporales; Gigasporaceae
Source: the annotation of a GenBank genome assembly
AUUAAUUAUGCGCUAAGGGCACAUAAGCGCGAUCCUUUUAUAGAAUUCAUCAAGGGAAUGCUUAUGACACCAUUUGUUUUGCAUGCCAAACCAGUUCCACCAAAGGGUGACUCAACUGAUAAUUAUGUAAACGUAGAUGAAAAUCAAAUGGAUGCAAAUGUUACUAGAUAUUGUGAUAUAUUGUCAAGUAUUGAAGAGUUGAUAAAUGAACAUAUUAGGAAAGAAAAGAAAGGUGUUCCUGAACAAUCCCGACUCAAACGUCUU